Molecule: messenger RNA, 4343 nt
Organism: Lates calcarifer (barramundi perch)
Lineage: Eukaryota; Metazoa; Chordata; Actinopteri; Centropomidae
Product: centriolar coiled-coil protein of 110 kDa
Exons: 14
Coding region: 695-3205 (836 amino acids)
Biological process (GO): regulation of cytokinesis; centriole replication; centrosome duplication
Cellular component (GO): centriole
Molecular function (GO): protein binding
Source: RefSeq, a predicted model, not a curated record
UGAAUAACAUUACAUGAGCAAAAUUAAAAAAUGUAAUUAUAGCCACUUACAACUACAUUACAGUGUGUUAUAAUUGAAAUGUUUAUACAGUAUAACAAAAAAUACAGCAAACAGUAAACAUAAAAUGCUAAAUAGGGGGACUUAAAGUAAAGCGUUACCUUUUUAAUCUGUCACAAAUGGGGUGAUUUUCGAUGUAAAUGGUAAUGGUUCGAUGUAAAAGAUCUCGUUCCAUUUUUCUUACCGUUUCACCCUUCAAUGCUUUUCUCUGUAGUUUCCGCACAAACCUUUUUCCCGCCAGGCGUGGUCACAGCAGUCGAAGAAAUUAUUCUAUAGAAUAUUCUAGAAUUAUUUCUUUAUCCGCGCGUGAAUGAAAUUGUUGACGAUGGAAUCUUCCGGGAAGGCGACGUGAACAGGUAACGUAGAUCUUAUUGGAACGUGGCCCGCGUGCUGUUGCUAGGAGGCGCUGUUGGAGCCCGGAAGAGUUGAAAAUGAGGAUGAUGAAGAUGAUGGGCAACCCGAGAUUGAGAGGGGAAAUAUAAGGUCCACGUUAUAGCCGCCACUUUGUUGCCUCCCUGCGACAUUUGUCAGUGUCUAACACUCACCAUCGGUAGAAAGGAAAGGAGAAAUCGCUUUUUUUAUACUGUGAAGCUGGGUGACGAGGCUACAUGGUGCGUGUCUCCUAUUCAGACUGUGGAUGUGUGGGUGUCCAGAGAUGGAAAGCUAUGAGGAGUUUUGCCUGCGGAGUUUGGCCAUACUGCAGGAGGAGGGGAAAUUCAAGAAGACAACAUGUGAGCCACUGUGUUCCCUGAAGGCUCGCUCUGUCAUCUGCUUUCAUGGAAGAGCUGUGCUUUCGCCACUGUUGAGUGCAGAGCAGCGCAGGGAGAUGUGCGGCCACAGACAGAGGGCGGUCCAGCAGGAGCUGGACAGGCAGAACCAGCAGAGGAACAAGCUUUUGGCCCGAGUUCAGGACAUUCUGGAUCAAGCUCAGACACACACACAGAAGCUACAGAGUGACGAGGUUGACAAGCUGCCCGUUUCUAAAUCUGCGACAGUCAGUGGCUACACCCUGGUCACUGACUCACCUGGACUUCCCAGAGACCCUGGAUGUGGGCUUCAGACAAAUGAUCGACCUGCCACUCCCUGCUCUGAGACCCCCACCCUCAAUGGCUUCAAGGCAGUGGAGGAAAUGAAGGUGGACAAAGAAGAGAAAAGUGAUGAGGAAGAGGAGGAGGAGGAAGAGGACAUUAGUUUGGACAGCCUUCUUAAGAGAUCAAGAGAGUAUGUGAAGAGAGAGCAGAGUCAGCAGGGGUCAAAAGUUGUCCACACAGUCACCCGGACUGCCCCGUCUGAGGUGGUUUCUGACAAGGAGAAUAAGAGCUGUAGUCCUGUGGGGGACACAGGCGUUGAAUUUGGAUUCAGUCUGCAUCAUAGUCCUAUUGGCACACCUCAGAUCCAGCACCAAACUCCGUAUGACCCCAGUGUCCAACAGUCUGGCUGCCUCUCUCCUACUCUACCCGACCGGUAUGUUCGUCUCCCCAGUCCUGAGUCUGGCAUUAGUCCCCGUGCACGGAGACGCAGACCACGCCCAGUAUCUACGGGCAACAUCCAUAUUUCAUUUCCGAUUGGCCCAGCAGACCUUAUACCCCGAAGCCCAGGAAGGUCAGGGGAAGGUGCGAGCAUGGCAGAUUGGGGAGAAGCUCUCGCAGGAGUCAUAAAGUCCUCUGGUCACUGGGGCUCAGUGGGGAAUGAAGGUGCUAGCAGGAGUGGCAAUCGUCGAUCCAGUCACUGUGGAACCAGUCCAGUGCGCGAGGCCUGUAGUCCCAUUAGUGCCUCAGUGCCCAGCCCGAUGGGACACCAUGACCACCUGGCUGCAGGUUUUCGCCGGCGCUGCCACACCCUGGACAGCCAGUUGAACACCUACCCCUCUGGAGUUGAGCACAUAGACCGCAGCCAGGAAAGAGUGCCUCGCUUCAUGGCAGGAGUUACAUGGUUGGCUCCAAGUCGGCGCACCCCUGCAGCUCCUUUAAACCAGUCGUAUGAGGUAGAGAAUCCUUCACUAUCUCUGCUGAGGCCCCGUGUGACUCCUGACUUGCCUCAGGUCACACUCAGGGUGGAACCUGACGAUCACCAGGGGCCAAACAAUGGAAGGAUCACACCAGCAGUCCUCAGAAAUGCACCUGAAACACAGGCCAGCAACACAGAGGAGACCCAGAGGCGAGCGCAGGCUCUAGAGGACAUGCAAAGGCGUCUGGAGGAGGAGCAUGCCUUGCAGAUGUCACUGCUCCUGGCUGAGCAGGAGAAAGAGCAACAGCGCCUCCGUCUGGAGCUUGAAGAGACAGAGAGAAGGCUGAAGGAGCAGGGCUGUGUGCGGCCUCUGAGUGGGGAUGCUUGUGGGUGGAAGUGUAGGUCUAUGAGUGACAGCUGUCCUGUUGUGAGCCCCUCCUGCCCAGGACUAAGCCCUGUCCACACACCUUCAGAGCGAUCACCCGGACACAGUAUAGGUUUUCCCAGUCCUGUCAGUUCCAGCGUGUGCUCUCCUUCUGUCCAGCCUCCAGCUUAUCUGUGGGGCCCCACUUGGACAGCUAGCAAACCUCGAGCAAGGCAAAGUCUGGUUCUGACAGCAGAGCAGCAGAGGGCUUUCUGUCGAAUUGGCGCCAUCACUCGUGGCUUCCUCACUCGCCGACUGCUCAAAACAGAGAAGGUCAAACACCUGCGCCAGACCAUUGUGGAUACACAGGAGUUCAUCCGUUCAUUCCAGACUGAAGCUCCACAGAAGAAAUGCACCCUCUCAGCACAAGAUCUCUCACUGCAGGAGAGAGUUAAAGCCCAGUUACGUGCAGCCCUGUAUGACAUCCAUGACAUCUUCUUUGAAAUGCCUCUGGGGGAUCGAUUAGCAUUGCUGCAGCAGGACAGGGAGCUCCGGACAGAGAGGAGGCUGCGAGACAUGGAGAAAACCAAGUGCCCCAAGGAGAGAGUGGUUCUGUCUGCUGCUACACAGAGGUCUCUUGACAGGAAAAAGAGAGUUGGUGAAUCUCCAGCGCAGGCCAGGAAGAUGCAGCAGAAGCCAAAAAGCCCAACUACCAACAGAGUUCUGAAGCCAAGCCAAUGCCAAAAUUCUCCUGUCCCAGGCCAGCUGAACCGUCAGGGUCAUCACAGCAUGACACUGGCUGUUUCCUCUCAGGAGCUGGUACAGAAAGACCCCUGAGGAGAGAGUAAAGCGCUCAGACAGCCUGAAGAAGCAGCACUCUCUGGGUUGACAGGUGACUCAACAUCUCCUGACCUGUGAACUUGAAUUUUUAGUCUUUUAAUACAAACCUUGCACCACUGAAAUUCCAGUAAGCGCUGCUAACAACAUGACGGUCCUUAAUCUACCCUCUGAAUUUAAAUGAUUGUAUUCAUUAUCACAAUGCCAUUGUUUCUACUGUUGUAGCUAUAGAUGUUAGUGUCAACAAAUGAUUGUUAUAUACAAUGACUCACAUGUAGCUGGAGUAUUUAAUGACUAAGCAGGUACAUUUUACAUUUUCUGAAUCAAAAAUGUAAAAUGUAAUUAAGUAUCUGUACUUAAAUGCAACCCUGAGGAGGUUCAGAGCUAAAGGGAAAUAAGUAAAAACUAUUUAUCUGUGCCUAAGAACUAUGCCUUUGCUGUAUGAUGUAAUAUUUUAGCAUGCCUAUAUUUACCAGUUGUGUUCAUAAACGUCUAGUGCUUAUAGCUGUGAAUUCACAAACAUCAGUUUCAUGCCACUCACUAAUGUAGUUUGAAUGUGUAUAGUUUAUUAAUUUCAAGUUUUUUGUUUAAGGGCUUUGAGAACCUAUUUGUGCAUUGUUUUUUUUAUUUAAUGGUGCUGAGUUCACAGUACUCUGAGGCAUUUCACUUUAUUUCAACAUUUGGCUUAAGUCAAUACAUAAUGAGGAAAAAAAAGUACAUGAAAUUGUUCACACACUGACAUGCUGUUACAUUAAUGUAGCUUCACAUAGCAGCAGAUGCACUGUAGGCAUUCAGUGUUGAGUUUGCUCUAGAAGUAGAACUAAACUAUGAAGAGCAUAUAAAAUGCAUGCUAAAUUUUCUAAAAUGUUUUCCCUUAUUUCCCAGUAAGGAAAUAAGAGAUAGACUCUGAAUACAGGAAUAUUGAUGUGAACAUACUAUAAAAGCCACAUAUUAAAAAAUUGGUAUUCUCACUUGUUCACUGCGAUGCCACAUUGACUUUACACUUGUGUGUCAGUAGUAUAUAGUGUGUUGAUGUUGUUCACAGACAUUGCUGUGCUCUCUGUUUAUUUUUAUUUUUAUUUAAAAUCCCAAAUUGUCAUAUUUUCUAUGACCAGAAUAAAUUCUGAAAUUAUUUGAA